Molecule: messenger RNA, 1284 nt
Organism: Setaria italica (foxtail millet)
Lineage: Eukaryota; Viridiplantae; Streptophyta; Magnoliopsida; Poales; Poaceae
Product: putative F-box protein PP2-B8
Exons: 3
Coding region: 208-1095 (295 amino acids)
Molecular function (GO): protein binding
Source: RefSeq, a predicted model, not a curated record
GACACGGGUGCUGCCGUCACGCUGCUCACAAGUCGCACAAUCCUGCCGGUGCACAGGAACAGCCUGCGUCAUGCCUUCCUAGCACUAGAAGAUCUUCAGUACUGCGAUAUCAGAUCGAUCGGCGCCAUUACAUUUGCUUCUUGCCUCGCCAUUUCGGUUACCCGGCGGCGCAAGCGUGAAGUGAAGGAGUACGUUCGCGCGGCGGCGAUGGCCGGAGACCACGAGCUCACCCUCACCCAGGUGGGGGACCUCCCGGAGGUCUGCCUGGCGCACGCCAUCGCGCUCACGUCCCCGCGCGACGCCUGCCGCUGCGCCGCGGUCUCCCCGGCCUUCCGCGCCGCCGCGGACUCCGACCACGUCUGGCGCCGCUUCCUCCCGCCCGGCCACCGCGGCGCCACCGUCCUCCUCCCGCAGGGACCACCGGCCAAGUCGACGGAGACAAGCAAGGACGCCUACCUCCGCCUCUGCGACGCCGCCGUCAUCGUCGACGGCGAAGGCAACGGCAGCAUGAGGAUGUGGCUGGACAAGGCGAGCGGCGCCAAGUGCUACAUGCUUUCGGCGAGGGCGCUGAGCCUGCCAUGGGACGACGGCGAGUUCAGCUGGAGGUGGACGCCACACCCGCUCUCCAGGUUCGGUGACGUGGCCGAGCUGGUGGAGUGCUCGUCCCUGGACAUCUACGGCCGGCUCCCGGCCGCCGAGCUCACGCCGGCGACCUCCUACGCCGCGUACCUGGUCUACGGCGUGGCGGAGGGGCACCGCGGCCUGAGCUACCCGGACCAGGAGACGACCGUGGCGCUGGGCGGGGGCCUCGUGGCGGCGGCGCGGGCGCGUCACGCCGUGUGCCUCCACCCCGCCGAGGAGGCCGAGGCGCGCAAGUUCAGGGCCGUGUCCCGCGGCGCCGGCGAGGACUCGCCGAGGCGGCCGAGGCUGCGGGAAGACGGGUGGUCGGAGAUGGAGAUGGGGCGGCUGCGCACGCCCAGCGACGGCGGCGGGCAGGAGGCCGACCAGGAGGUGGUGGUGAGCUUCGAGGUGCUGGGGUGGUACCCGAAGCGCGGGCUCAUUGUCGAGGGCGUCGAGUUUAGGCCCGUCAACUGAUGUCGGCCUUUCUAGCUUGUCGUCUUCGACUCUUCGUGUAACGCUUGGUUGAAGGGAAAUUUAUGUAAUAUAUGCCCCUGAUUAAUUUGGCAAACAGGUAACAUGCUCUUGUCCGCAAUAGUAAAAUUAGUGGUAUUUUCAGGACAACUUUCUCAAAUCAAUGUUAUUUCCAUGUGAAAUUUUUUUCCA